AUGGGCCCGACCAGAACAGUGGUUUCCUGUCAUUUGGUAACCGAUCUGAUACAACAAUUGCUUGACACCGGUGCUUACACCAAUUUGGUUGUCUGUGGUACUCGAUCUGAGUUUCUAGUCCAAUUAUCUGCGGCUAUUCACUCACAGGAACCCAUUCCGAAGGCUCCAUCGCGCCAUGAUCUACUCACCAAAACCAUUGGUCUUCUUGCACAGUCAAGCAAGAUUCGGCUUACAUUUUGCCCAUCUUUGGAAAGUCUCAGAGCUCAUCUGGCCACGCAAUCCUCCGAUCAUGAUGCAAUUGGAGAAACGAAAGGUGGAAGUCGACUCUCGUUGCUUGCAAUUUUAGAUGCUGUGGCCUUACAUGGUACAACUAUGGAAUUCGCAGCACAAGGACUCUCGCGAACAUUUGCCGCUGCUGUUGAAACAGCCAGUCGAGCAAACGUGGAUCUCCUACUUUGCGAAUGCGACAAUGCUAUGAACCCUUCUAGUGCCGACUGGGGAGGAAGAUUGUGGGAUACGCAAGUUCCUUUAUUGAAUGGAUCACUACGGAUUCGCAGCGAAGAAGGCAAUUGGGGUGGACGUGGUGUCUCUAUUAAACAGGUUGCUCAACGCUGGUUUAUGUUUCAAGCUGAUCAAGAGACGGCUUGUUAG
Messenger RNA from Penicillium malachiteum, 651 nucleotides. RefSeq lists its product as uncharacterized. The coding region runs from base 1 to 651 and encodes 216 amino acids. The transcript has a single exon. The record is from RefSeq and is a predicted model, not a curated record. Lineage: Eukaryota; Fungi; Ascomycota; Eurotiomycetes; Eurotiales; Aspergillaceae.